Messenger RNA from Zonotrichia leucophrys gambelii, 1357 nucleotides. Its product is annotated as runt-related transcription factor 1-like. The record is from RefSeq and is a predicted model, not a curated record. NCBI's taxonomy places the organism in Eukaryota, Metazoa, Chordata, Aves, Passeriformes, Passerellidae. Gene Ontology annotation, cellular component: nucleus. Gene Ontology annotation, molecular function: DNA-binding transcription factor activity, RNA polymerase II-specific; ATP binding; RNA polymerase II cis-regulatory region sequence-specific DNA binding. The transcript is spliced from 2 exons. Gene Ontology annotation, biological process: hemopoiesis; regulation of cell differentiation; neuron differentiation. Bases 1 to 678 code for a protein of 225 amino acids.
AUGGGUGUGUUUGUGCUUGCAGACUCCCGGCAGGUGCAGCCCUCGCCGCCCUGGUCCUAUGACCAGUCCUACCAGUACCUGGGCUCCAUGGCCACGCCCGCCGUGCACCCGGCCACGCCCAUCUCACCUGGCCGGGCCGGCGGCAUCACCUCGCUCACGGCCGAGCUCUCCAGCCGCCUCUCGGGAGCGUCCGAGCUGACGGCGUUCAGCGACCCCCGGGUGGGCAUCGAGCGCUCCUUCCCGGCGCUGCCGUCCAUCUCCGACCCGCGCAUGCACUACCCGGGCGCCUUCACCUACACGCCCACGCCCGUCAGCUCCGCCAUCGGCAUCGGCAUGUCGGCCAUGUCCACGGCCUCCAGGUACCACACGUACCUCCCGCCGCCCUACCCCGGCUCCUCCCAGGCCCAGGGCGGCCCCUUCCAGACCAGCUCCCCCUCGUACCACCUGUACUACGGCACCUCGGCCGGCUCCUACCAGUUCUCCAUGAUCUCGGGCGGGGAGCGCUCGCCGCCGCGCAUCCACCCGCCCUGCACCAACGCCUCCACGGGCUCCGCGCUGCUCAACCCCAGCCUGCCCAACCAGAGCGACGUGGUGGAGGCCGAAGGCAGCCACAGCAACUCGCCCACCAACAUGGCCAGCACGGCCAGGCUGGAGGAGGCCGUGUGGAGGCCCUACUGAGGAUGAGGAGGUCAGGAAGGAGCUCGAGGGUCAGGACUUCACGCACUUCCCAUUGCCCGGCGCCCGGAGGGAUCCCAGAAACUUCCCCGCGGGCCCUGCCGCGUUCAUCCACGAGUUUCAGGAGCAAACCCUUGGGAAGUCAGCGCUCCCAGGGGCCGUGGCUCUCGUUGCCAGGCCCUGGCAAAGGAUUCCCGGCAGGAGAACGAGCUCCUGGGAAGGAGGAGGCCCCAGUUGGUGGUGCAGAGGUAGCGAGGGUGGAUAGAAGGGUAUCCAGCCUGAUUCCAGGCCUGUGGCUUCCCAACGUGCCUGGGCUUGAAGGUCUCCACAGCCCUAAAAGAGAAUUUCGGUUCACUUCUAUUUUUAAGACUUAAAACCUUAAAAAAAAAAAAAAAAAAAACCAACCAAAAAACAAAGAUAAAUCUUAGUGAGUUUACUGCAUCUUAGGGAUAUCUUAAGUGUAAGGAAGUAUAGGAAGAUUCCCAGAGGGAAACUGUGAACGCUUCUGUUUUCGCAAUGCUGUGAAUGAGAGGUUUUAUAUGUUGGACUUCAUUCUUUCUUUUCUUUGUUUUGUUUGUAUAUUCCAAAGAAUAUGGAGUUUUUUUAUUACUGGGGUGGUUUUUUUUGUUUUGUUUUAUUUUGUUUUGGGUUUAGGUUUUUUGGUGUUUUUUGGUUUUGUUUU